Messenger RNA from Drosophila grimshawi, 2052 nucleotides. Its product is annotated as glucose 1,6-bisphosphate synthase. The coding region runs from base 34 to 1905 and encodes 623 amino acids. Gene Ontology annotation, biological process: purine ribonucleoside salvage; carbohydrate metabolic process. Gene Ontology annotation, molecular function: phosphopentomutase activity; magnesium ion binding. NCBI's taxonomy places the organism in Eukaryota, Metazoa, Arthropoda, Insecta, Diptera, Drosophilidae. The transcript has 4 exons. The record is from RefSeq and is a predicted model, not a curated record.
GAUAAAAUUCUAAAUUGUUUGCCUAAAAGCAUCAUGUGUCACUCAAUGGGCCACGCAAUAUGCGAACUGAAGAAUAUGCCGCUCUCUGGCGAUAAGGAGCUGGACAGCCAGAUAAAGAAGUGGAUCAAAUGGGACCACAAUCAGGAUACGCUAUCUCAAAUUAUGGAGGCAGUCAAAAUGGAGGAUUGGGACACAUUAAGGUGUCGUCUCUGCAAGAGAAUCACAUUCGGAACAUCUGGUUUACGAUCCGUGAUGCGAGCUGGCUUCGAUUCAAUGAACGAACUAGUUGUUGUACAGACAGCGCAGGGUUUGUGUUCCUAUCUAAAGCAACAAUAUCCGGAUGAGACAAUGUGGCCCGAUCGAGGCAUUGUUGUGGGCUAUGAUGGUCGCUACAACAGUCAACGCUUUGCAGAGCUGACAACGAUUGUGUUUUUGAGCCAGAACUUUCGCGUCUUUCAAUUCCGAUGUCUCGUUGCCACGCCCUUUGUGCCCUACUCUGUAUUGAGGCUGAAUUGCCUGGCUGGUGUCAUGGUGACUGCCUCCCACAAUCCCAAGCAGGAUAAUGGCUACAAGGUUUAUUGGACAAAUGGUGCUCAGAUCAUUCCACCACACGAUGAGGCCAUCAAUCAGUCCAUCCUGGAGAAUUUGCAGCCGAGUCCCGAUUCCUGGGAUGAGACGGUGCUCUGCGCCAAUGAGCUGUUGAGCGAUCCCUAUAACAACGUUGUGCCAGCCUAUUAUGACGCACUAAAAAAGGAGAUCUCCUGUCCACUGAUGGAGGCCAAUGGCAGAUGCACUUUGACCUUUACUUACACAGCGAUGCAUGGCGUUGGUUAUCCCUAUGUGAAGUUAGCCUUUGGCAAGAUUAAUCUCAAACCAGUGAUUCCGGUGUGCGAGCAGGUUGAGCCCGAUCCCGAGUUCCCAACGACACCAAAGCCCAAUCCGGAGGAGGGCAAGGAAAGCCUACAAUUGGCGCUGUGUCGUGCAACUGCCAAGAAGAGUCCCAUCAUUCUGGCCAAUGAUCCGGAUGCAGAUCGUCUGGCUGUCGCCGCUGUCGAGGAGAAGGACAAAUAUAAACUAUUCAGUGGCAAUGAGUUGGGUGCUCUGUUGGGCUGGUGGGCAUUACACAACUACCGGAUGAAGGAGGAGAGUGCCGACUUAUCGAAUUGUUCGAUGGUCGCCAGUACGGUUAGCUCGAAGAUACUUAAAUCGAUGGCUGAAGUCGAGGGUUUCAAUUACCACGAAACGUUGACCGGCUUCAAAUGGAUUGGCAACAAAGUGAUUGACGAACAGACUGCGGGCAGAAAGGUGCUGUUUGCAUUUGAGGAAUCCAUUGGCUAUAUGCUAUCCACAAAUGUGAUCGACAAGGAUGGCAUCAGUGCGGCGGCCCAUGUGGCAACAAUGGCCUGCUACCUAAAGUGUAAAAUGUGCAUGACAAUGCAGGAGAAACUGCGUGAUAUCUACGAGACCUAUGGCUAUCAUACGAGCAUCGUAUCCUAUGUCACUUGUAAGGACAAAGUCCUCAUAGAGAAGAUUUUUAAGCGAUUGCGCACCUUUGAGGACGAGCAGGAGAACACCUAUCCCAGCAGCAUACUGGAUGGCGAAUUUGAGAUUGAGAAUGUGCGCGAUUUGACGACAGGAUACGACAGCAGCACUCCUGAUAAGAAAGCCACUCUGCCGGCUAGCGAGAGCAUCCAGAUGAUAACGUUCACCUUCAAGAACGGCUUCGUCGUAACCCUGCGCACCAGCGGCACCGAGCCCAAAAUGAAAUACUAUGCGGAGAUGUGCGGCAAGCCGGAGAACAAACGUUGGGAUGAACUCGAGCUGGCGCUUCAUCGGAUGACCGAAGCGGCUGUCGAGGAGUUCUACGAACCCAAAAAGAAUGGCCUGCAAUUGAGAGCAGACUGAGAAAGAAGUCUAUACGAAUAACACAAAUAAAUUAAAUAAAGAAGAAUAACAAGCUGCAGCUAACUAAAAGCAAAUUAAUGUAAAUUGACAAUAUUGAAUACAAUAACAUUCCUAAAACAUCAAUAAAGCAAAGAGUAAACAUUUAAA